AUGGCUUUCAGAUUUAGUUCAUGCCAGCCGGCUGUCUUUGAACUAGUUGAACUUCAUUCUCAUUGUUUCCUACAAGUUGGGAGGGAAAUCUAUUAUUAUUUCAUCGGAUAUUUCCCACUGUUUAUGAUAUUGUUCUCUUUUCGCACAAUCCGCAAUCCGCACUUCCACAACUCCCCAGUCAUGCUUCAUUCUGACCGAGAACGUAUGAUCAUGCAAGACGGAACCCCCGUGGGCAAUUUUUCGAAUUUUUUCAGCCAAAUGGAGGAAGAUCCGAAUUUCCCCCAUAUACCGAUUGAAAGAACGCUAGCUAUCAUUAAACCCGAGGCUAUCCGUUUUUCGGAUGAAAUAGAAGAGAAGAUUUUACAGAAUCAGUUUUUCAUAAUCCAAAAAAGACGAGUCCACCUGACUCCAGAACAGGCUAGUGAACUUUAUGCCGAACAUUAUGGGAAAAUGUUUUUUCCCUCAUUGGUAUCUUAUAUGAGCAGUGGACCAAUAAGUGUUUUAGUACUGGCAAAGGAUAACGCCGUGAUGAGUUGGCAAAAGCUAAUUGGGCCGGCAAAUUCGGUGAAGGCGAGAUCCCUAGUACCAACAAGCCUGCGAGCACUUUAUGGCACCGAUGAUCAGCAAAAUGCCCUUCAUGGUAGUGAUAGUAUUGCAAGCGCUGAAAAAGAGAUUCGGUUCUUUUUCCAAGAUACCGUGAUGGAACCCAUACCUUAUAGAGUCACCGCGAAGGAUUAUCUUACUCGGCAUGUAAAUCCAACAUUGUUACGUGGGCUGACAGAGGUCUGCAAGCAAAAGCCCAAAGAUCCCAUCCCCUGGCUUGCCGACUGGCUUGUUGAUAAUAAUCCGAACAAGCCCAGUGUGAACAGCCGGUAUACGGUUUCCAAACAUUUAUGAGUGAUGGAAGAUCAGGAGAAGGUAUUCAAAGCGUUUCGUUCAAACCGGAUUCUUGCCGAAAGAACUAGUGCUACAAUAUAUUCGAUGGCCCAGAAUAGACAUGAUGUAAACCUUGGACUCCUUGGAAAGUUGCCUUGAAAAUCCCAUAAACAGACGUAUACAAACUAUACGUAUAAACGAGUCCUUAAUGAAGGGUAUCUAAAUACCACAUUUGGAGGCGUUUUUGAAUUUUCAGUCAGUAAAUCGAUGAAUUCCAC
Molecule: messenger RNA, 1154 nt
Organism: Opisthorchis viverrini
Lineage: Eukaryota; Metazoa; Platyhelminthes; Trematoda; Opisthorchiida; Opisthorchiidae
Exons: 6
Coding region: 1-897 (298 amino acids)
Biological process (GO): GTP biosynthetic process; CTP biosynthetic process; negative regulation of oxidative stress-induced intrinsic apoptotic signaling pathway
Molecular function (GO): nucleoside diphosphate kinase activity
Source: RefSeq, a predicted model, not a curated record